AUAAGCUCCAGCCUUCCUGUGGCCACAGCAGGACCAGAGUGGACCAGCACACCCCAGGAGAGAGGACUGGGGUCCCAGGAGUAGGAGGAGCCCGAGCACCAUGAGCUCCGGAGACCCUGCACACCUCGGCCUCUGCCUCUGGCUGUGGCUGGGCGCCACCCUGGGAAGAGAGCAAGUUCAAGCAAGCGGUCUCCUGAGGCUGGCUGUGCUGCCUGAGGACCGGCUGCAGAUGAAGUGGAGAGAGUCGGAGGGGAGCGGCCUCGGCUACCUGGUGCAGGUGAAGCCCAUGGCAGGGGACUCGGAACAGGAGGUGAUACUGACCACCAAGACCCCUAAGGCCACAGUGGGGGGCCUGAGCCCCUCCAAGGGCUACACCUUGCAGAUCUUCGAGCUCACUGGCUCUGGGCGCUUCCUGCUAGCUCGGAGGGAGUUUGUGAUUGAGGAUCUGAAGAGUAGCUCCCUGGACAGGAGCAGCCAGAGGCCCCUCGGCUCUGGAGCCCCGGAGCCCACCCCCUCCCACACGGGGAGCCCAGACCCUGAGCAGGCUUCUGAGCCCCAAGUUGCCUUCACACCAAGCCAGGAUCCGCGCACUCCUGCCGGCCCCCAGUUCCGCUGCCUGCCCCCCGUGCCUGCUGACAUGGUCUUCCUGGUGGACGGGUCCUGGAGCAUUGGCCACAGUCACUUCCAGCAGGUCAAGGACUUCCUGGCCAGUGUCAUCGCACCCUUUGAAAUCGGGCCGGAUAAGGUCCAAGUAGGCCUGACUCAGUACAGCGGGGAUGCUCAGACUGAGUGGGACCUGAACUCCCUCAGCACCAAGGAACAGGUGCUGGCAGCUGUGCGCCGCCUCCGCUACAAGGGGGGGAACACGUUCACAGGCCUUGCCCUGACCCACGUGCUGGGGCAGAACCUGCAGCCGGCGGCUGGCCUCCGUCCAGAGGCAGCCAAGGUGGUGAUUCUGGUGACGGACGGCAAGUCCCAGGACGAUGUGCACACUGCUGCCCGUGUCCUCAAGGACCUGGGCGUGAACGUCUUCGCUGUGGGUGUGAAGAACGCCGAUGAGGCUGAGCUGAGGCUCCUGGCGUCCCCGCCGAGGGACAUCACCGUCCACAGCGUGCUGGACUUCCUGCAGCUCGGCGCGCUGGCUGGCCUGCUCAGCCGUCUCAUCUGCCAGAGGCUCCAGGGUGGGAGCCCGCGGCAGGGCCCAGCAGCAGCGGCUCCAGCCCUGGACACCCUCCCUGCCCCCACCAGCCUGGUCCUGAGCCAGGUGACCUCCUCCAGCAUCCGCCUGUCCUGGACUCCAGCCCCCCGGCACCCCCUCAAGUAUCUGAUCGUUUGGCGAGCCUCUAGAGGUGGCACCCCCAGGGAGGUGGUGGUGGAGGGACCCGCCGCCUCCACGGAGCUGCACAACCUGGCCUCCCGCACAGAGUACCUGGUCUCCGUGUUCCCCAUCUAUGAGGGCGGGGUUGGCGAAGGCCUGCGGGGCCUGGUGACCACAGCACCUCUGCCUCCGCCCCGGGCGCUGACCCUGGCCGCAGUGACGCCCAGAACCGUCCACCUCACCUGGCAGCCCUCGGCCGGGGCCACCCACUACCUGGUGCGAUGUUCUCCUGCUUCCCCCAAGGGUGAAGAGGAGGAGCGAGAGGUGCAGGUCGGGCGGCCCGAGGUGCUGCUGGAUGGCCUGGAACCUGGCAGGGACUAUGAGGUCUCGGUGCAGAGCCUGCGAGGCCCUGAGGGCAGCGAGGCCCGGGGCAUCCGUGCCAGGACCCCCACCCUGGCCCCCCCGAGACACCUGGGCUUCUCAGACGUGAGCCACGACGCGGCACGAGUGUUCUGGGAGGGUGCCCCGAGGCCUGUGCGCCUGGUCAGGGUCACCUAUGUGUCCAGCGAGGGUGGACACUCGGGGCAGACAGAGGCUCCUGGGAACGCCACCUCGGCCACGCUGGGGCCUCUCUCUUCCUCCACCACCUACACUGUCCGUGUCACCUGCCUCUACCCUGGGGGUGGCUCCUCUACGCUGACUGGCCGGGUGACCACCAAGAAAGCUCCCAGCCCAAGCCAGCUGUCCAUGACGGAGCUGCCAGGGGAUGCAGUCCAGCUGGCGUGGGUGGCCGCAGCCCCGUCUGGCGUGCUUGUCUACCAGAUCACGUGGACGCCCCUGGGAGAGGGGAAGGCUCACGAGAUCUCUGUCCCAGGGAACCUCGGCACGGCCGUCCUGCCUGGCCUAGGGAGGCACACAGAGUACGACGUCACCAUCUUGGCCUACUACAGGGACGGGGCCCGCAGUGACCCUGUGUCCCUCCGCUAUACCCCCUCCACGGUGAGCAGGAGCCCACCCUCCAACCUGGCCCUGGCCUCGGAGACCCCCGACAGCCUGCAGGUCAGCUGGACGCCCCCGCUUGGCCGCGUGCUCCAUUACUGGCUCACCUACGCCCCCGCCUCUGGCUUGGGACCCGAGAAAUCCGUCUCUGUGCCAGGAGCCAGGAGCCACGUGACACUGCCCGACCUGCAGGCAGCCACGAAGUACAGGGUCCUGGUCUCAGCUAUCUAUGCAGCAGGCAGGAGUGAGGCUGUGUCUGCCACGGGCCAGACAGCAGCCUGCCCAGCCCUCCGCCCUGACGGCUCCCUCCCAGGGUUUGACCUGAUGGUGGCCUUCAGCCUGGUGGAAAAGGCUUAUGCGUCCAUCCGGGGCGUGGCCAUGGAGCCCUCUGCCUUCGGUGGGACCCCGACCUUCACGCUCUUCAAGGACGCCCAGCUGACAAGACGGGUCAGUGACGUCUACCCAGCCCCCCUACCUCCAGAGCACACCAUCGUCUUCCUUGUGCGCCUACUUCCCGAGACACCCCGUGAGGCCUUCGCGCUGUGGCAGAUGACAGCCGAGGACUUCCAGCCCCUCCUUGGGGUUCUGCUGGAUGCCGGGAAGAAGUCCCUGACCUACUUCCACCGUGACCCCAGGGCUGCCUUGCAGGAGGCCACCUUCGACCCGCAGGAAGUGAGGAAGAUUUUCUUCGGGAGCUUCCACAAGGUGCACGUGGCUGUGGGCCGCUCCAAGGUCAGGCUCUAUGUGGACUGCCGGAAGGUGGCUGAGCGGCCCCUUGGGGAGAUGGGCAGCCCACCCGCUGCGGGCUUCGUCACGCUGGGGAGGCUGGCCAAGGCCAGGGGCCCCCGGAGCAGUUCGGCCGCGUUUCAGCUCCAGAUGCUGCAGAUCGUGUGCAGUGACACCUGGGCCGAUGAGGACCGGUGCUGUGAGCUCCCUGCCUCGAGGGAUGGAGAGACCUGCCCCGCCUUCGUGUCUGCCUGUUCCUGUUCCUCAGAGACCCCUGGGCCCCCAGGACCUCAAGGACCCCCAGGCCUCCCUGGGAGGAAUGGCACCCCAGGAGAGCAGGGCUUCCCAGGGCCCAGGGGAGAGCCCGGGCCACCCGGACAGAUGGGACCAGAAGGUCCUGGAGGCCAGCAGGGCUCGCCGGGGACCCAGGGCCGUGCAGUCCAGGGGCCUGUGGGUCCACCAGGGGUCAAAGGAGAGAAGGGAGACCAUGGGCUUCCAGGCUUGCAGGGCCACCCCGGCCACCAGGGCAUCCCCGGGAGAGUUGGCCUCCAGGGACCAAAGGGAAUGAGAGGCCUGGAGGGAACUGCUGGCCUGCCUGGACCCCCUGGCCCCAGGGGGUUCCAGGGCAUGGCAGGGGCCAGGGGCACUAGUGGAGAGCGAGGACCUCCAGGGACCGUGGGGCCCACAGGACUGCCAGGGCCCAAAGGGGAACGAGGAGAGAAGCACACGUGUCAAAGUUCGACUCCUUCCACGAGAACACCAGGCCCCCCAUGCCCAUCUUGGAGCAGAAGCUGGAGCCGGGCACUGAGCCCCUGGGGUCCCCUGGCACCCGCAGCAAGGCCCUGGUUCCUGGAGAAUGGGGGCGUGGUGGCCGCCACCUUGAGGGCAGAGGGGAGCCUGGAGCUGUUGGUCAGAUGGGCAGCCCUGGGCAGCAGGGGGCUAGCACCCAGGGCCUCUGGGAGUGACAGGACAUUUUCUGCACUGCCCCGAGGAACGCUGAGCCUUCCUCCCUGGGUUUGUCUGGACACCGAGAGCGACCACAUCCUGGAGAAGCCAGGAGAAAAGCUCAGGAAGAGCCUGCAGGUGGAAGGAGAGGGAAGCAGCGGCCUCGGCCAAGGCCCACCCCAUACUCUUGGCUCUGUAGCAUUUCCAAGUUCAGAUAAACCCCUGAGUGCUCACCCAGCCAAGCGAGGCGGGAGUCAUUUCCUGGGAGAGUGUCCCCCACCCUGGCUCUGUGCACCCCACCUUGAGGCCCUGCAGCUUCAGCCGCAGUGGGGAAGGGGAGGGGCUGGGCUGAUGGCGAAUCGGGUUCAGGAGGGCAGCAGUGCCCUGUGGCCGUCUCAGUAGCUCUAAAACAGGCUCAACAACAUGCCCCGCCCCUUUCUCUGGGCCUCAUCUAAGCCUGGCCAGGGCCCUGUGGGCCCGCCUCUCUCUGCGCCUCACGCAGGCAACAGAUGGUUCCACUGCUGGCCCACCAGUCACCUGCACGAUGGCUCCUCCCUCAGAACAGCACUCCCACCCCGGCCCCAGCACCUUCACAUCUGGGCACAGGCAGGUCCCUGCCUGCCUCAUCGUCCCCUCUGUCCCCAGCCCAAGAAGGAGUUCAGAUCCUGUGUGUGAAUGGCCACCCCUCACCCACCCAGCCCUGUGCUGAGUUCCUUGUGCAGGGACAUUGCUUUGAGACUUGGCACCAUCAGCCCCUGGUCCUUAGGGUCUCAGAGCAAGGUCAUCCCUCAGCAGGCUUCUGGCCUGUGCGCUCCUCAGCACCUCUGCCCAGGUCUCUCCCAACCAUCACAGACGCUGUGUGAGCCUGGACUUCCUGCCUUAUCCCCACUGUGGCCCAAACAGCAUGGGGGCAAGCUCAGAACACACACCUGGGCUUCUGGGCCUUGUGGCCCGUGGGGGUGAUGUGGGAACUUCUACUUCCUUUCCAAACAAAUAUUCAGUAACUAGUCCACUGUUACCACUUAGGCAGCUAAGCAAGAAAGGUGCCAGAAAUGAAGAGGGAAGCCAUAUCAUUGAGGAGAGAAUGAAAAGUAUUAAAAAGGAACAAAGAGAGACCCUUGAUAUUGACAGAAGGAAAACCCACCAAGAUCACCAGUGCAGCAUUGCGUGCACCAAAGCAUACCCCAAAGAGGUGAGCGCAAAACAGCUUCAGGGCAAACACUUCAUCUAUGAUUCAACUGUUCCAGGAACUGACCAGACCUGGAGACCAAAUAGAGAGUCAUAGGCAGGGUCAGCAGGAUGGGAGAGAGCGCCUGCACCCACAGGAGCCACAGCCCUGACUGAGGCCAGGAAGCAGCCCCAAAUGCCAGCUCCCACUGCAGCAUGAGAACAGAAACAGACCACUGAAAAUUCCCAAAGUCUGUGGACAAAUCAGACGUCGAAGAAGUCACGUGGCAUCGAGACAGAUUUUGCACUGAGGGACAAGGAGAGCAUGUGGCCAAAGUAGGUGCAGGUAAAGCAGCAUCUGGGGCAGAGUUAUAGCCUUCAGUGCAGGUAUCAGACACAGUUGUUGAGAGCAGCAGCCCAAGCCAGCCCCUCCGUCCUGCAGGGAGGACACCUAGGUCACUUGGCUUCUGUUGGGGAGCUGAGUUGCUUCAGAUUGUGUGACCAGCAAAACAGCUUGGUUGCUCUCACUUGGUUUCUCCAGGGCGGGGAAUUACAUGUCCCCAGCUGAACUGAGAAGGCUCUUUGAGCAGUGGAGUGAGCAGGCUUUGUCAUGAGGCAGGAGUGGGGCUAGAAUCAAGCCCAGAGCCCACAGGGCAUCCAGAGCCUUCCAAAGGAGCCCCUCUCCUGGGGCUCUCCAAUUUGAUGAAGGGACUGGGCACUGGGUGGCUGAGACCACAUUGGCAGCCAGGAGGAGGCAGCCUGGCCGGGGGGAACCAGGGUGGCUCUAAUCCCCACCACCCCCUCAGCUGCCCUACCCCCGCCACGCUGGUGUGACACCAGUGAUGCUCAGCCUCAAAAGGGGAGUCCGGCUGUCUUCGGGAAACUGACUUUAUGCUGGAGGCCAAUUAAAAUGGCACAGCAAAGGCAGCGGCCAGCUGGUGCCCAGGCAGCUUAGGGACUGGUCCCUGAGGCCCCACCCGCCCCAGCCUGUGCAGUGGAGCUGAGUACGAAUCAAAGGUGAGGAUGGCAAGGGAGCUGAGAGCAGCCUCCGGAUGCACCAAACCGGCCUGGCUCCUGUUUGCAGGAAGGCAGCCUCCCCGAGACCCAGCCGACCUGCACGUCUCCCAUCAGCCCCGACUCCACCGCAUCCCUCUGGGUCCUUUUAGGAGCCCCCAGGGACUGAGCCGGGGCUCACGCUCCUGGCCAGAGCGCUGGGUUUCUGGCAAUGCCUCCCCUCCUGCCUUUACGGCCACAGCUCUCCCCUCCAGAGGCCCCUCUGUAGUGGGCCUCGGUCCCCUCUCCACCCCCAGAGGCAGCACAGCUUCAGCCCUACGCAGUGUGGGGGCUCCGGGAGGAAAUGCAGGGAGGUGCUUGGUCUUGGCCCAGAGCUCAUGGCCUUAGGUGCUGCCCCCAGUCACCCCCGUGCCCAUGCAGCCGGGGAUGUUCAGCUCAGGCCAGCCACCGAGGUGGUGUGACGCAAGGCUGAUCUGACGCUCAGCUCAGGCCGCUGGGGUCAUGGGGGUUGUGGGAAGGUCAUGGAAUCACGGGGCUCACGCUGGGGUCACAGGGUGGUGUGGCUGUGUGGACUGUAAGGGGCGUGCAGCCAUGCGUAUCUGACCUGCCCUCCCUAGGUCUGCAGGCAGUGCCGAGUGGCUCUGCCUGAGGCCCCAAGAGCGACCUUGGAAGCUCCAGGCCUUCACAGCCCCUCUGAGAGCCACCUGCAAGGUGGGGAGCUGGGAAGAACGGCUCAGUGAUGAGCUCAGAGGGAGGGGUGGGCACAGCGCCCAGGAAGGCGGGUGCGUGCAGGCCUGGGAGGAAUGUGUAGCAGGAGGCAGGGGGUGCUGUGCCCGCAGGACCAGCAGGUGAGGCGUGUCCACCCACAGAGGAUGGCUCUGGCCCAGGCAGUGUCAGAAAUGGAAGCUGAGGAAACCCAACCCCAGCUGUAGAGGAGCCUGCCCCGAUGCCAUCUGCACCUGGGGGGCGACGUAUGGCUGCCAGCCUCUUCAUCUACCAAGGACCAGGGCAGUGGGGACGGGAGAGCUGGGACACGUGGACUCACACCAGGGCAGAUGGUGGGGGAAGCCAGUGUCUGUAGAUUCAGUGCAUUUCUUGGGGAAGGGCGUGGAACAUUUGGACUUGAGCCCCAGCACAGAGACGAUGUCAUAAUACAGCCCCCCAUCGUGAUCUGAUGGUAAGUACAGAACUCCUUGCCCAGUGGAGAAACACUCUCCUCUCAUGUGUGGAAUAUCCACACACUAACCAUGAACUGGGCCAUAAGAAACCUUACAUUCCAAAGGAUCCUGCUGUUCAGAACUCACUCACUCACUGAUGAAACUGGAAAAACAACCAAUGAUAACAAGCUAAAGAAUGCCUCUAGAAGCUAAAAGACACACCCAUGACUCCACAGUAAUUCAUGGGUUAAAGAGAAAAAAGGAAACGUGAAGAUACUUGUAACCAAAUAAUGAUGGAUGCAGCGCCACGUCAGAAUCUCUGUGCUGCAGCUGCAGUGGUACCUAGAGGGCAAUUUAUAGCUGUAAAUACAGUGCUUUGUUUUGUUUUCUUGUUUUUUGAGACAAGGUCUUGCUCUGUCACCCAGGCUGGAGUACAGUGGCAUGAUCUCGGCUCAAUGCAACCUCUGUGCCACCCUGGGCUCAAGUGGUCCUCCUGCUCCGGUCUUCUGAGUAGCAGGAACCACAGGCGUGCGCCACCACGCUUGGCUAAUGUUUUUUGUAUUUUUUUAAAUAGAGACAGGGUGUUGCCGUGUUACCCAGGCUGGUCUUGAACUUCUGAGCUCAAACGAUCCACCCUCCUUGGCCUCCCAAAGUGGUGGGAUUACAGGUGUGAGUCACCUCACCGGCCCUUAAACACAGUUUUUAGGGAAGAUUCCAACUCAAACAAUUUUAAAUAGUAGAAAAUAAACCCUGAAGCAGUGUGCAUUCAUUA
This is a messenger RNA of Homo sapiens (human), 8098 nucleotides long. It is a transcript of the gene COL20A1, whose product is annotated as collagen type XX alpha 1 chain. The transcript has 36 exons. The record is from RefSeq and is a predicted model, not a curated record. NCBI's taxonomy places the organism in Eukaryota, Metazoa, Chordata, Mammalia, Primates, Hominidae. Bases 101 to 4390 code for a protein of 1429 amino acids. Gene Ontology annotation, cellular component: extracellular region; collagen type XX trimer; endoplasmic reticulum lumen.